This is a messenger RNA of Guillardia theta CCMP2712, 1173 nucleotides long. RefSeq lists its product as hypothetical. NCBI's taxonomy places the organism in Eukaryota, Cryptophyceae, Pyrenomonadales, Geminigeraceae. The transcript has 13 exons. Bases 1 to 1173 code for a protein of 390 amino acids. The record is from RefSeq and is a predicted model, not a curated record.
AUGGCGACAAGAAGCUCGACUUGUCCGAGAGGCUCCUCGGCGUCUCCUGCUUCUCCGCCUGCUCGCCUUCAGCUGCGGCUCGUGGCUGCUCUGUUGCUGCUGCACGCCAUUCUGGUACCAACGGGUUCCUUGAAAGCUCAAUCGGAAGAUCAGCAGAAACUCUUGGUGAAUGUGGAGCCGAUGGAUCAACAAGACGACAUUCUAAAAUACAGCAGCUCCACUGGUCUGGACUACACAGAGAAGAUAUCUCUUGACAUUGAGAAUGAUCCUCCGUUGGGUUUGAAGAACAUGAUUAAGUUUCUGAAGAACGGAGAUGAAAGGAUCAUCAAAACAAGGUUGACGCGAGCGGCGAGGGGCAAGCAGCACAUGUUUGUCAGAAAAGGAACCUCUCUGAUACAAUCAAUCACUUCUCUGCUCAAACACUCAGACGUACAAGUACGGAGAAGCGCUGCCGAGGCAAUUCAUUUGCUCUCUCUGGACAACCCAGCAAUAAGUGAGAUGAUCGGCUUGCAAUCAUGGGCGCCCGAGGGAUGCGGCAUGAAAGAACUCCUCGACAUGAUUUCACGAUCCUCUGCCGCAAAUGCGUCACAGGACGAGUUGGCUGCGGGUGAACAAGCUGCGAAGACUGUGUGGACUUUAAUCACAAACAGCAGGGAUAACCUUGAGUCGGCGCAUCACCAUAACGCAGUGAAAACAAUAUCAUAUGUGUUAAUGGGUACAUGUACACCUCUCCUGAAGAUGUGGUCUGCUGCUUGCCUGCAAAAACUUGUUCUUGAUGUCUACAACUCGUUCGAUGGUUCAUAUACCUCAAGCGCACGCAAAGUACAAGAUAACGCCAAGAAUCAGAGUGAGAUUGCAUGCCAGCAACUUCAACGUCCGUCGGAGGAGGUCAACCAAGACUUGUCUCAGCGCGUCUGUGCCUGGGCGGCGGUUGGGGCUGUAGGAUCGCUGGCGAUAAGCGAGGAGAAUCAGCAGCCAAUUCUCUCUGUCGGAUUUAAACAACUUCUCUGCAAGAUUCAGCAAAGCUCCUGCGAUCUCGAGAAACGAGAAGCGACAAGAUCUCUUGAGAUCUUGGAUGAGACAUGUACAGAACAAGAAUCAGAAGAACUUGAGGAGGAAAAUCAAGUGAAAGCUGAAGGAAUAGCCGAUAGUAAUGAUCCGAAAGAGCUUUGA